AUGACGGAACACCAAAUGAUUGUAUUGCUGGUAAUCGUUUCCGGGCUCCUCGUGUUGCUUGUUCGAAUUGUUUAUGUGCUACCCACACAAAGAAGGCCUCGUCAAACAGUGCUCAGGCUCGAGCCUACCGACGAACGUCUCAUGGUGUUUUUGGGCCUGGGUGGUCAUACGGGGGAAAUGAUAAGACUUUUGAAUCAACUUCCAUUGGAGAAUGUGAAAUGGCGAACUUAUGUCAUUCUGAUAGGUGACGCAAAUUCUGCCAAAAGGAUUGAGGAGCUCGAGAGUGGACGUCGUGGUCAAGUCGAUUACGUAUUCGUUAAACGGGCUCGCAAUGUCGGAGAAUCGUUGAUGUCAUCUGUUCACAGUACCACCAGUUCUUUUGUUCUGAUUGCUCGCCAACUCGCAUCAUUGCGUAAAUUGCCCACUGUUUUACUUCUAAAUGGACCCGGUACAUGUGUUCCUAUUGCUUAUGUGCUAUUUGCUUGCAAAUGUGCAGGUUUAUGCUCUACCAGGAUAUUGUAUGUUGAAUCGUUAGCGCGUGUUUCGAAAUUGAGUAUGUCGGGUCUAUUACUUCGACCUAUCGCUGAUAGAGUCCUCGUACAAUGGCCUCAGCUUACCUCAAAAUAUACCGGGGUGGAGUACAGUGGCAUACUUGUGUGA
This is a messenger RNA of Diutina rugosa, 660 nucleotides long. Its product is annotated as N-acetylglucosaminyldiphosphodolichol N-acetylglucosaminyltransferase anchoring subunit. Gene Ontology annotation, biological process: dolichol-linked oligosaccharide biosynthetic process. The coding region runs from base 1 to 660 and encodes 219 amino acids. The transcript has a single exon. Gene Ontology annotation, cellular component: UDP-N-acetylglucosamine transferase complex. Lineage: Eukaryota; Fungi; Ascomycota; Pichiomycetes; Serinales; Debaryomycetaceae. The record is from RefSeq and is a predicted model, not a curated record.